This is a messenger RNA of Linum tenue, 1495 nucleotides long. NCBI's taxonomy places the organism in Eukaryota, Viridiplantae, Streptophyta, Magnoliopsida, Malpighiales, Linaceae. The record is from the annotation of a GenBank genome assembly.
AAAAGAACAUCCAUUAGGUUUUCGAUUAUCACUUUGUUUUGUUCGACGCGUGACGGUAUCUAAAAAGGGCUGUUCAUUUGCUUAGAAACUGCUGGUAGAAAUGGCGACGAAAGAUCGGGCGGUGAUGAAGAUGAGCACCACGGAAUUUACAUGGAAGAUUGAGAAUUUCUCAAAGCUGAAAGAAGCCAAGGUCUACUCCGACACGUUCCUGGCCGGGGGCUACAGAUGGAGGAUUCUCGUAUACCCAAAUGGAAGCGUUGGUUAUCCUGAUUAUCUGUCAGUAUAUUUGGAUUUCCCUGAUUGGCAAACGAUGCCUAACGGAUGGAAAGUACCAGUUUUCAUCAGCUUGACUCUGGUCGACCAACUCAAUGCCACCUUCUCUGUGCGAAAGUAUUCCGGAACUGAUCUCAGUAAAGAUAAUGGUACCUCCUGGGGAUUCUGUUUUGUGUCCAAGGCCGACCUUCAAGAUCCACGCAAAGGGCUCCUCGUUGGUGAUACCCUCCUUAUUGAAGCUGCAGUUUGUACUGAAGCGGCAGCAUCAGAAGCUGCUGCUGAGCCCAGUGUUGGAGACACUAGCAAUCCAUUCUCUCUGUCAAGUGCGGAAUUGGCCUCAAGAAACCUGAUAGCAGAACUAUCAUCAAUGACUCUCAGUGCCAACCCUUCUUCAAACCCAGACCAUGGUUCGGUUUUGCUGCAACAGCAGAGGAAGAAAUUGGUUGGAUUCCUAAGUAUGUCAGUUGAGACCAUGGCCCAAACCGAAUCGCUCGAUCAUGUUGAGAACAUUGCCCGCCAAGUAGCUGAGCAUGCUGCAACUGAUCCACGUGAGAAGGCAGUACUGAAAGAGCUGGUCGAACGCAUGGGUGAGUUUAAAGAGGUCGUUCCUAGCUCCCUAGCCGCUAUUGAGAGAAGCAAUUUAAUCGAAUCAUCGGUGGCCCAACUGACAAAAGGUCUGGAGGUAAGGAAGAUUCUUUCCAAGAUGUUGUUGAGCAAUUUGGUGGCUGAAGCUUAUAGACUUGGGAAAGAAGGCAUGAAGCUUGAGGCUGAAAUUCAGCAGUUAUCUGCCCACAAGAGAAAAGUUAUAGAGGAAAGAAAUUCAAUUACGGUGGAACUGGAGAAGGCCAACCAAGAUGCUUCCAAUUUACUAGAAGAGUUGCAAAAGCAGCGUGGAGAAAGCGAAGAAGCAGUGCAGCGCAGGAUGAGAGCUCAGGAAAAACUAGCUGAGUCCAACUCUAGUUGGAAGCUUCUCGAGCAGAAGUUGGGAUGGUAGCAGUAAGUAGUAACCUUGUUAGAAUGGAUGGCUUUUGCCUUUUGGAUGGCAGUUAUAGUACUAGUGGUUUCCUUUGAAUGAAUACUUGGAAAGAUAGUGUUGAUAGUACUAGGCCAUCUUUUGUCGGUUUAUGGUGACCGGAGGAUUUGGCCUUUUUUCUGGUAGUUUUUCCCUUCGAUUUCUGCCUUUGGAAUUUGUUAAAAGAGUAUGAUUUAGUCUUGUGAUGAA